AGAUAAAAUUAUGUAAGGUUAAAAGUUGACCUAUAUAUUGUUACGUCAUAAUGGAGAAGACAAUAAUGGAAUUUCGGCGUCGGCAAAGCAGGCAGAUGCGGUUUGAAGAGGCGUUAAAAUUUGGGGUAAAUGAAGCGUCUCGGCGGCAUUCGGAGGCUCAGAAUCCCGGCGGAAAUUUCUACUUGCCCCCGAUCUUGGCAAAACGUAACGGUUUUAUCCAAACAUCGAAAACAAGAGCGAAAAGCAUCGCGGUUAUGAAGAUGCCGUACUAUGACUCAACAAUGGAGCAUUUUUCUGCGGAAAAGACAACUAAACUGCCGAAUAUCCAACAAAGAGACCGAAAACCAUCAAUUAAGAAUGGAAACCAUUGGAACUUCCCAUUACGUAGGGUGAGUCGGCAUAAUAAUCGUAUCAUCGUGGAACACCUACGUCAUAAAUUGCUGCGUCAGCAUGAACGUCGAAUAAGCCGUGCAUACGAAGAAGAAAUAAAAGCAGGGUCGCCAUCGCAAGGCAGUAUCGUCAGCACUGAUAGCUUUGAUGAAGAAGCAGUCCAGUUUCUAAAGACGUAUCGGCCAAGAAUGCUAUCUAUAUCUACUCUGAAUAUGAGUUCUCGUGCGACGUCCGUGGUAGCUGCCGAGAGCAUUAUCUUGGGAAGUUCGCGUGGCUCGUCACCGCAUUUCCCGCCAGUACAGACGACGAAAUAUGACGAAAAGGCACAAGAGGAGGUCAUUAAAGAGAACGUAAAGUCUCCGUUUCAAAGCCGACCGUCAAUAUGCGUCAGUUCGGAAACCGGUUUCACUGAUUGGAUAGCAGUUGAUGACGCAAACAAUGACGUCAGACCAGAUCAUGACGUACCACGUCAUGAUGAAAAUGUGACGUCACUUUUCCAGCGAAGCAUGACUGAUUCUGAACGUAGCGUUGCUAUGCUAAUACGAAAAGUUCGUCGCAGCUCCGUUCUAUCAGAGACAUCCAAGUUACCUCUUGUUACUGAACCUGUCAAUCAUGAUGAUGUCAUCAACCCACCCGUCAAUCAUGAUGAUGUCAUCAACCCACCUGUCAAUCAAACCCAUAUCAAUUUACCAAGUGAUAGCAUACACAGGGAACAGCCUAUAGUAGAGGAUAAAGUUAUUAAAGGGAAUUUGGCAUCACAUCAAGAGACUGUUGGUAGAGAUGAAGAAACACUGUUCGCUGAUUGGAAAACUGCCACCAAUUCAGCUUUAACCUCACGCAGAGGAAGCUUUCUUUCUGAUGGUGGAAAUCAACCUGAUGAUGUCACAAUAGCCCCAUUAUCUCGUCAGAAUACUUUCAUGACAGACUCAGGAGGAACUUCUCCAUUACCAAUGAGCAAUGAAGAGGAGACAAAAGAUGCUCCCACUCCUGCUCUUGCUCUCUCUCCUGCUCCCACUCCUGCUCACGAGGAGAGGGAAGAGGAGGAUUUAGAUCCAAAACUCCGAGAGCAGCAGAUGCUUGAGAUUUAUUUAGGAAACGUAUUGUUCCCAUGUCCUAAGCUAAGACGCAAGGUCUUCAUAUACUUAAGUUCAUCAGGUGUUGACACCAACGUUGAAAGGCGAACAUUAUCGCGAACACUUCUUCUUAAACUGCGACAAUUUUGCCGUGAACGACAAUUAACCUUUGACCUUAUUGACCCACAAGCUUGUACUGACAUUCUAUCUGUUUCACCACUCUAUGACAUCAUAAAGGAAAGUGAAUCUUCUAUGAUGGAACAAAGGAUGGAAUUGUUGAAGGCUUGUUAUAGGGACAGUGUUGGACCUGCUUUUAUGUGUUUUGUUGGCAACACGAUGGAAAGUCCACCAGCCCUCCCCACCUUUCUAUCAGAGGUUGAUUAUGACAUCAUAAUCAAACAAAUAGAAGAAGAAGUGAAUGAAGCCGAGAUUCAAUUGUUACAAGUUGAUAUUUCCUCUAUGACAUCACAAGAAGGCACUACCAGUGAAAAUGAUGGUAGUUCUGCUGGUAAAGUAAAGAAAUCAUCUUAUACAUCAAGUGUAAAGUCAGGUUCUACGGUAACAUUUGACAUAGAGAGAGAACUUGCUGUUUCUGAUGCUCGUGAAAAGUUGCGCCAGAUAAAUGAGCAAAUGAAACUGUUCAAGGAAUGGUAUAUGUUGGACACUAAUACAUUGCCAAGUUUUUACAAGUUAAAACCUUUGAGCAUUGAAUACAAAUCUCUAAGUUCGGGUAUUUCUCUCACAACCUUGCGUGAUGUUGAAAAAAGAAGAAGGGAAAAACAACAAUGGCGACAAGUGUAUGGUAGAUUGCUUGAUGUUAUUAACAAGGGAGGGAGUGAAGCUGUGGUGGAGGAACAGCUGCGGGGAGCUGUUGAAACUGAACUGCGUUAUGUUCUUUCCCUUCCUGUCUUGCGAUCCAGUGAUUCAACUUUCUGGUUUCAGCGAAAAAUCAUUGAUUACCAUGACAACCUAGAUUCAAGCAUGAUUCAGCAUUUUAUUCCUGUUAAACCAAUGACUAAUCAAAUUGAUGAUAACUCGGCAACAAAAGUUGGAAAAAUAAACGAAGAAUUUAAAGAAAAGAUCGGACACACUAACAUACGUAGCUACCCGUUACCAUGGCAACACGUGAAACAUGCGUAUGGGUCACAUGAUAAAACGGAGGAACGUGAGUGGUCACUUUACUCGGAGAGGUUAAGAUUGGAUUUCUAUAACGUUUGCACAAUGCAGAUCAGGAAUGCAGUGGAAAAACUUCAAAUACAGUCACGAAAAUUUCACGAGGAAGAGGUCCAUGAACAUGUGAGUGUUUUACAAAGAUUGUCACGUGAUUUUAUUGGGAAAGAUGAUGUCUUGAAAAACAUCAAAAGAUACAUACGCUCACGGAAAAACAGGCUUCCAUACAUAGUAUAUGGAAACAGUGGUUCUGGUAAGACAUCAGUGCUUUCCAAAGCAGCCUCAUUAUCAAGUGUGUGGUUAAGUGAUAGACAAGAUAUAUUGGAUUCUUCAUCCAAUGCUGUAAAAGUAGUUUUCAGGAGCGUUGGAGCUACCGGCAACUCCUUGCACCCCCAUUUAUUCCUAGUCAGCCUGUGUGCUCAGCUGAGGACAAUUUUCGCCGAAAAAGAGUCCAAAGAGUUAAAUGAAGACCUGAAUCUUGACUCUUCUUUUGAAUUUGCGAAAAUCUUUAAUCUAGAUUUCCUCUCAAUCACAAAAAAGUUUCAGAACCUCAUUAGAAGAUGUGGGAGCAAAAAAUGUCCUCUUCUGAUCUUCCUAGAUGGUUUAGAUCAACUUCUAAAUGAAGAGGGAGCUCUUAACAUGCAGUGGUUACCGGAGAAAUUACCCAAGUAUACAAAGCUUAUUGUUUCGGUCUCUGGAACUAAACCAACUGGAAACUCUGGAAAAAAAGCAAUUUCGCGCACUCCUUCAAGAGUUGCGCUAAACGAGGUAAAAGAAGUCCGGAAAAACACAGUUUUCGAAGCUCUCUGGACUCUUUAUACAAGAACAGAUAACAAGGGGCAAGAAAAUCCCAACUUUUUGUUUCUGAGUCCAAUUUCAAGCGUAAAAGAUUCUUUACAUGUUGGUAAUAGGUCUGCAACUGAACUGUCAUGUGAAAACCUCCUAAAUCAUGUUUUAAAAUCAAAAUCCAGGACUUUAACUUCGGAGCAAAUGAAGCUAGUUCUCGGAGUUUGCAAGUCAUGCCCUCUUCCACUAGGUGUCUCACUCUGCGCAGAAAUUUCGGCGAAAUGGCACUCUUUUACACCACUUAGCGUCAGCCAAGAGCAACUUUCAGAUUGUGGGGGAAAUAUCGAAAGUUUUGUUCAUUCUUAUUUCCGGAUUUUGGAAGUUACUCAUGGUCGCCCUUUAGUGGCCGCUACAGCCAGCUUUUUGUCUUCUUCUCUUCAUGGCCUCGGAAACUCGGAGCUUCAAGAUUUAUUAUCCUUCGAUAAAAACGUGGCAAAGCAAAUGACCGACCUUGUUUCUGCAGAUCUGUCACCAGGUGGAGCUAAAGCUAAAGUGCAACCACAGACCAAAACGAAAAUAUCAAAAAUUUCGGGAAAAAAGAAAAAAGUUGCUCCGAAAAUUCCACCGGCCAAAGAAAUAGCUAAAACUGAGGUUCCAGAUAUAUUAUGGUUCAGAUUAAAGCAGGAUUUACGGUUCCUACUUCAAGAGUCACUCUCAGAUAAAAUAUUAACCUUGAAAUGGAAGCACGCAGUGUAUGGGAAAGUCGCUAAGUGCAGGUACAUUCCAAUGGAGGAAAAUGCGAAAUAUUACCACCACUUGAUGGCGUGUUACUUCAGCGACGAAAAUCCAACGGAAUUUUCGGAAGUCACCCAAGCGCGAAAUGAAAAUCAUUGUGACAUUGGCCAACCAUUGUCAUGGCAACCAAAAAGGCCGCAGAAUGCUGAUAAAGAAAACACAUGUGCCCCCCUCACACCUGUGUUCAAUAUAAGAAGGUUAUCAGAAGCCCCUCAUCACUUUGCACAGUGUAGGAACUUGGAUGAUAUUAAGACACAGCUGCUGUUCAACUAUGAAUGGCUGCUUACAAAGAUAAGAGCUACUUCUUAUGAGGCCUUAAUGAUGGAGAUAGGACGUGUUUUACGAGAUCAUCCGAACGAUCCUGAUGUUCGUCUUCUAUCCUCCGUGUUCCAUCUUUCUCGUCCCGUCUUAACCUCGGACCCAUGCCAACUUGCCUCGCAGCUCAUUGGUCGACUGCAUUCUGUAAUUAAAAAGGAUAAACCAAUCGCGAGGCUGGAUCCAAGAAAGUACCCGUUUUCAAGGAAACUGUUAUUUCAAUGUCGUCGUUCAUCGAUUCCUGUCCUUGUUCCAUCGGGGAGCUGUCUAGCGACACCAAGUGACGUGCUAUAUGAUCUCCAUGCUGGUCACUCUGAUGUCAUAACCGCGAUUGUUCUAACUACUGACGGACAUAAACUGUUGACUGCUUCGAAAGAUGGGACUUUAAAAGCAUGGGAUUUAUUCACAGGUCGAGUAGUGAACACAUUACACGAUGUAGGAUCUAAUGUGACAUCAUUAUGCGUAUGUAUGAACAACAAUUAUGUGGUAGCAAUGGACAGUUAUAAAAAGAUAAAAGUUUGGUGUCUGCGAACAUCUUCAUGCAUCUUAUGCAUGCAAGAUACUGGGGAGGGAGUAGUUACAUCAUCAGCUGGAGAUAUGCAAGCUUUAUUUGUUCUUAUAAGUAAUUCUAACAAACUUAUGAAGGUUUGGGACCUGGACAAAAUUCGUUUCUUACACAAGAUUGACAUUAGUCCUAAUUUUGAAUUACAAACCGACCAAUCGGUUCUCUGCGCUCGUAACUCACGAGCGAACAACGUUUUGUUUUCAUUCCAAUCAACAAAUGAGGCUUAUGUUUAUAAUGUGAAGAGAGCAAAGCACUUGAACACAAUCAAGUUACAGACUGAUCACGAAAAUGCUUCAAUCACGCAAGUAGAGGUAUCACGUGAAUAUUAUGUGAUAGCAUGUAUGAGACAGUACAUGACGCUCCAUGAGAUAGUCACCUUUGAACUGUAUGAUGCAAUCAAUUAUGGCCACGUUAGGACUAUCAAGGCAUGCCCAGAAGAUGGAGUGUUUGGUAUCUUUCUGAAUCGUUUAGGCUCCCAUAUUAUUGCAUUAUGUAAAGGACAUACAGGGACAGAAGUUUGUGUAUGGAAUGUAGAGACUGGAAAUCACCAACAUGUAGCAUUUGAAAACGCACAUUCUACAUGUGGCGCAUGUGUAGACCUCCAGUAUUGCCUAACAAGCCACCCAUCAGAAACCACCAUAAGAGUCCACAAUCUCACAACUCGUAUAGAUGAUAGACCAGCAAGGCAAUCUACGCAUAAUAAGUCACAAGGAAUUGGCGAGUUCUACCCAAUAACACAUAACAGCAGAUAUGUCGUCGCUCGUGGCUCAGACAACGGUCCAAUCACUGUAUGGAAUAUCACACGAGGGCAGUGCAGAGGUGAAGCAGUGAGUAUCGAGAGGGGACUGCAGGAGAAGAAUGAUGUCAUGGUUGUCAAGGAUACGAGGGUCGUCAUCUUAUCAGAUCGUGGGAUGUCUUCAAUGGAGCACGGAUCAGAGCAGAUUUUCAAGACUAUCUACAUUUAUGAUUUACAAACGAAGAAAUAUGUUCGCAAGAUUCACCCGGUGGCAGUUAUGACGUGCCCACGCGACGAAUAUCGUAUCCUUGGCGCAGAUCGGCUGCUAGGUGUCGCCCAAGAUCGGAGCCAUUUUGUCGUGUGGAGUUUGGAAAAUGGCCAGGUUAUAAACCGGAUGAAACUGGAUUUCAGCAAGUAUGAACUGGCUGAGAACCUUGCUGAGCAAAAGAAAAAAGAAAGAAAAUGGAAAAGGAAAAAAGGCAAAUCACAUGACCAUGCUCCGAAAACUGAGCAAAUUUCUGGCGGCCUUCCCUGCCAUUUGAACUCUGAAGCAAGAAAUCGUAAAAUUGACCAAAUUCUCCUAAGUGCUGAUGAGAGUACUUUGUUGUGUUCAUUUUAUGGAUACCAUGUAGCUGUGUUUGAUAUGGAUACAAACGAACAUGUUCAUACUUUGACUAAUAAGCAUUCAUUACUGCUACUACAUCAGGCUGUUAUCACCCACCGUGGGUGCCAUCUUGUCCACACAAACUAUGAUGAAGCUACAAAGACAUCAUACCUCACUGUGUGGAACCUUAGGCAAGGGACUGUGUUGCGGAGAUUAAAGAAUGAACCUUUAUUGUGUGGGUUGGCAGUUUCUGAGAAUGCUUCGCGUGUGGUGUUCGCUACUGAAGAUAAUUUCCUCAAGAUUUGGGAACCUUUCAGAAAAGGAGGCCACCGUAAGAUACCUGGUUACGAAGGUCUUACCUUCCGUAAACCAUCGAGCCACCAGCAAUCAACAUCAGUAUACUUGAUGAGAUCCGCCACAAGAGCUGUUGUGUUUUCUAAUGAUAUAUCACUGUGGGAUCUGGAGAGAAAUUAUGUCAUGUCUCGUUUUACCCCGGAUGUACCGUUCCAGUGCUGCAGUGUUGCCAUGCAAGGUAGUUUGAUCGUUGCAGGGAUGUCCGAUUCUCCGAAUGUGGUCACGCUUCGAUUAAUGUCACAUGACCUCACUGUCAACCAAUACGGUCGCUCCGCUGUGGGCGAUAUCGGAAAAAGUGGAAUUUUCGGCGAACGAGAAGAAAAAGAUUCUGAGAGCUCGGAAGAAGACUUGUGAUGUCAUAAAAUAACUUCAAGAAAAAGGCAUUUUCAGCAAAAGAGAGAAUUAGGAAAGUUGAAGAGAUUAGAAAAAGGCAGAAAGAGAAUUAUGUGAGUUAGAAUUUUUGCAACUUGUUAUUUUAUAACGAACAGUAUAGUUAAGACUCAACAAACAGGGUUUUAAAACAUGUUUAUUGAGAUACUGUAUGAGCUACAAUACAAAUCAUGCAGUGUAUGAUAUAGUAAGUUUGGGGAAGAUAGGACAUUUUUAUUCCAUUUUCUCAUCCCAUUUGGUAGUAAACAAAGAACUUUCAAAGAAUUAUAAAACUAUAACCUCACGACACCCAUAGACCGUUGUUAAUUGUUUAAAACCCAAUCAGAAUAUUUGGAUAUUAUGUGCUAAAGGUGUCCCGUCUUCCCCCACCUUACUAUAUCACACGUAACCAUUACAUGUGGAUGAAGAUGUAAUUUUAACAGUGUCAUAAUUUGACCAAUUUAAAAUUAGGUUUUAUUGUAAUAGCAACAUAGGUUUUAAACCUUUAAAUCAUACUUGUCAAAACUGAGUACUUUACAUAUUAUACAAACUAUACGUAAUAUACCUAUAAACAUAUAAGCUCUUAUGAAAAUAGCAAAUCGGCAGCAAAAUGGCACAAAGGGAGCAAUUGCAACAGCAAAAAUCACGGUAAAGCAGAAAACACAAGUUUUUAAAAAUCAUUUUUAAAUUCACAGUAAAGCGUUUUGAUUUAUGUAAAUAAUUUCAUGUUUAAGUUUAGUAAAAAAUGGGUAUUUGAGAAAAAUUGGCAAGAAAUGCUGUUGUAUGGUGUUUUAUAUAUUGAUAUGGCUCAUAUAGGGUAUAUGCAUUAGGGAUGCACAUUCAGUAUUUGACAUUUUUGCCAAUUUUUAUGCUAGCACUUAGACACGCAUGCCUAGCGACUUAAGAGAACACAUACUUUUUUAAUACUUUUCUACAUGCUGUAGGAUCUCCCGUAUGCAAUAGAAUCAAAUAACUUUACAGUAUAAACAUAAUAAAUUGUUUUCUAAACUUUAGGUUUUAAUUUGAAAUAAAAAAAUGGCGCUCGAGUAGAAAAAUACGAGAAGCAUUGGUCAUAUAUUUAACACAUACCAAGUUGUACAAAUGUAGGCUGCUUUCAUUUAAGGAUCAAUACAAGUAUAUAU
Molecule: messenger RNA, 8299 nt
Organism: Ciona intestinalis (vase tunicate)
Lineage: Eukaryota; Metazoa; Chordata; Ascidiacea; Phlebobranchia; Cionidae
Source: RefSeq, a predicted model, not a curated record